This is a messenger RNA of Penicillium salamii, 1050 nucleotides long. NCBI's taxonomy places the organism in Eukaryota, Fungi, Ascomycota, Eurotiomycetes, Eurotiales, Aspergillaceae. The record is from the annotation of a GenBank genome assembly.
AUGCCGUCUUUACCAUACACACUAGCGGGAGCCUCAUUGCUCUCAACAUUCAUUGUCACCAUCCUGAAUGGAAUCUGUUUUGCAACUUCACAAGCCUCCGCUGAUGUGGUCACAAUUAUCCUUAGUGCAAUGGGGUGUCUGGCUCUGAUCACUCUUGGUCUACUGCAUCACAAGAACAUCCAGACAGGCCGUGUCCUCUGCACUUAUCUAACCGGUGGGUAUCUACUCAUCGCCGCGGUUUCAUCAGCCGGGGCAAUGGCAAUGAGUCCUCAAGGCACUGUGUUCGUGGCUCGAUCUGUCUUCUGGGCUCUAUCAGUCUUUAUUCAAGGCCUCUACUGUGGAUACAUCACCACGACCCUCUUUCAAGUCCAGUCCAACCUCGAAUGGCCACGAUCCUACAGCCACGAGCUCAAAGACAUGCCUGAGAGCCCCAAGCUUCUCCCAACACCACCACGAGUCUGCGAUCUCUCCGAACUAUUCGAACCCAAGCGAACGUCACUUCGCAAAUUUCCCCGGCGCUCCAGCCGUUACUCCGACGCAACACUCUGCCCAUAUGAAAAAUCCGAAACCAAAAAUACUUCCAUUGAUACCACAUGUACACAUUCACCCCCAUCCCCAACAGACAAGACACCUCCAGCUCGACCCCUCCGCGGCAGCACCAGCAUUCGCAGCAUGUCCAGUUCUCGCCGCAAUGCCCCCACACCACUCUCUCUAGACAGCACUGUGCGCCCACUACCCUCACCAUCAUCCACUCUUAUCGAUUCUCCAACUACAAAACCCGUCUCAAACCCCAACUCAACCUGGGAGUACAAUCCUUUCCGCGAAAACAACAUCCACCCUCUCUUCCGCUCCAACAGCCCUUGUCCAUCGCCCACCUUGAACCCGGGCACCGUUGUCAAGGCCUCUCCUUCGGCCGGUCAAACCAUCCCGGCCGGUACGAUCACUCGCAUGCGCUCUGCACGGUCGCUGCGGGAGAGUAGGACACCCUCGCCGCUAGAGGAGAGGAAGAGUGUGCGAUAUGACUUGAACGAAUCCCCUUACGAAAAAUGA